GUUGGCGCGUUAACAUUUGUCGAUCGGGAUAUUGAGGAAAUAUUGAAAAUAUAGCCGCCGGAAUACAUAUUACAAAUCGCGGCUAAAUAAACAAAUGUUAUAAAAACAAAAUAAAGAAAAAAAGAAAAUAAUGGCAUGAUCUAAAGUAAACAUCGUAAAAGAAAAUAGAAAAAGUUGUUUAGGCGUAAAAAAAUCGAUCGUCACCAUCCCCAGCAGCUACGGAGAUUUUGGCUCUCCUUUGAAAAAGAAGCAUAUUAAAAUUGCAUGCGGAAACGGAUAUAGAGGCGUAACAUUUACUUGGAAAACUUUUAAUUAAACAUUUCAACACAUCAUAAUGGCCACAACAGAUACCAGCUUGGAUUAUGUGAUGCCACCAACUACAUCCUUGGAUAGCAACACAAAUUCCAGUGAAAAUGUUCCUGAUUCAACGUCAUCUUCGACGUCCUACAGCCAUACAAAUGCCAAUGGUAGUGGCGCCUCAAAGUCGCCAACACCAGAGUCAUCGUCAUCAGCUCUUGCCAUUAUAGAUGAGCGCCUGGCUACGGAUGUUGAAAGCGUGUAUCCUAAGAAAAGACAUGAAGUCGUCAAAUGGUAUGGCUGGGGCUAUAGAGACGCUGAAUUUAUUAUUAAGGAUGAUGUGAUAUGGUUUAAAGGUGAAAAAUAUCCUUUGAAUGGACAACCACUACCUUUAUUCACCGAAUGGGUACUGAAUAGAUUUAAUUGUCUACUACACAAAGAUGCAACAAGACCAGCAGCACCAGCGGAAUAUCCAAAACCCACCGUUAAUCAGGAAUUUCUGACAGCUCUAGAAUCGUCUGGCAUAUCUUACAGUCUGGACGGCCUCGAUCGAUUCAUGCGGUGUCAUGGUCAAACUUUACAUGAUAUUUAUUAUUUAAUACAAAACAUAUUUGAGAGAAUACCCGACAUUGUGGUUUGGCCUACUUGUCACGAUGAUGUGGUGACUCUGGUGAAUAUGGCACAUCGCUGCAAUGCUGUAAUAAUCCCCUAUGGCGGUGGUACCUCUGUAUCGGGAGCCAUAACAUGUCCCCAGAAUGAAAAACGUAUGAUUUGCAUUUUGGACACUUCACAAAUGAAUCGCAUGUUGUGGCUGAACAAAUCCAAUCUGACGGUAUGCUUUGAGGCUGGCAUUGUGGGUCAAGAUUUGGAGAGAACGCUGCAGAGUCAUGGUGUAACUGUGGGUCAUGAGCCGGACAGCUAUGAAUUUUCCACUUUGGGAGGAUGGGUUGCGACACGAGCCUCUGGCAUGAAAAAGAAUGUCUAUGGCAACAUUGAGGAUCUGGUGGUGCAGGUGAAAAUGGUAACACCCUCCGGAGUUCUGGAAAGAAAUUGCACUGCCCCGCGUAUCUCAUGUGGGCCAGAUUUCAAUCAUGUCAUUUUGGGUUCUGAGGGUACCUUGGGUGUUGUCACCGAGGUGGUAUUGAAACUUCGACCCUUGCCCAAGGUCAAGCGUUACAACAGUUUGGUAUUUCCUAACUUCGAAUGUGGUGUCGAGUUUAUGCGUGAAGUGGCCAAGCAAAGAUGUCAACCCUCCUCGGUACGUUUGAUGGACAAUGAACAAUUCAUAAUGGGCCAGAGUCUUAAGCCACCCAAGGACUGGAGGAGUAACAUCAAGGAUUAUUUGAAAAAGAAAUAUGUGACCAUGAUCAAAGGUAUUGACUUGGAUCAGAUAUGUGCAGCCACUUUGCUGUUCGAGGGCGAUCUGGAGGAAGUCAAUCGCAGAGAAGAACAGAUGAUUGGUAUAGCCAAAAAAUUCAAAGGAUUUGCUGGAGGCGGUGAGAAUGGCGAAAGAGGCUAUGUUUUGACUUUUGUCAUUGCCUACAUUAGAGACUUGGGUUUACAACAUGAUAUUGUGGCGGAAUCAUUUGAAACAUCUGUACCCUGGGAUCGUUGUGCAAGGCUAUGUGAAAAUGUUAAGAAACGUGUAGUACUGGAAAGUCAUGCGAGAAGUGUUAUGCACUUUUCAAUAUCCUGUCGUGUCACCCAAACCUAUGAUGCCGGAGCCUGUGUCUAUUUCUAUUAUGCCUUCAAUAUGAAAGGUUUCGAAAAUCCUGUGGAAUUAUUUGAACAAAUUGAGGAUGCUGCCCGUGAGGAAAUGAUCAUGGAAGGUGGCUCGAUAUCACAUCAUCAUGGUGUUGGGAAACUGCGAGCUCACUGGUUCGAGAAGACAGUCACCAAAACUGGUGCCGAGUUGUUUAAGGCCACCAAAAAUCGUUUGGAUCCCAAAAAUAUAUUUGCCGCCGGUAAUCUACUGCCUGCCGACAGUGAGCAGAAGACGGCGUUAUCAAACUCAUCGGAAUUGACAAACUUAACGAAUAUUAGAGUAGCUUCAAAACUAUAAAAAAAACAGCUAGAGGUGUAAGAAAAUUGUUUAGUUUGCUUGUUUUUUUGUGUCUGUGGAUUAAGGAAAUUUCUAGCUUGAUAUAUUUUUUCUACAAGAAAUAUACGUACACGAGAUUGAAUGUAUGUUGCAUAAAUUAUGCUUAGCUUAUGUUUUCUAUGUCACAAAUGGUACUUUUGUUAUUUUGUAUUGUAUUUGUUAGAUUACUUUUUUUUUGUACACAAAGUUUAAGGGAUUUGUUUUGUUUUUGAGUUUUUU
This is a messenger RNA of Stomoxys calcitrans (stable fly), 2617 nucleotides long. RefSeq names its product alkyldihydroxyacetonephosphate synthase (gene Agps). NCBI's taxonomy places the organism in Eukaryota, Metazoa, Arthropoda, Insecta, Diptera, Muscidae. The coding region runs from base 335 to 2359 and encodes 674 amino acids. Gene Ontology annotation, molecular function: alkylglycerone-phosphate synthase activity; FAD binding. The record is from RefSeq and is a predicted model, not a curated record. The transcript is spliced from 6 exons. Gene Ontology annotation, biological process: lipid biosynthetic process.